Molecule: messenger RNA, 732 nt
Organism: Daucus carota subsp. sativus
Lineage: Eukaryota; Viridiplantae; Streptophyta; Magnoliopsida; Apiales; Apiaceae
Product: transcription factor PRE6
Exons: 2
Coding region: 230-517 (95 amino acids)
Biological process (GO): regulation of growth; regulation of DNA-templated transcription
Molecular function (GO): protein dimerization activity
Source: RefSeq, a predicted model, not a curated record
CUGCUUUCUCCCAUGCACUUGUCUUCUUUACCUCCAACACUUGAGCCUUUCCUCUCGCUUUCUCUCUCCCUCAACUCUCUCCUCUCUCUCACAUUACUUCUCCAUCGACUUCACAUACAAAUAUAUUUCCGAAGUUUAUACUCCACCCGUCCCGACCCGAUUAUUUUAAAAUUCGAAGUAUUUAAAAUUCCGUCAUAAAAAGACUGUAUUGUGAGUUUUGCAUUGCGAAAUGUCUAGCCGAAGGUCUCGUUCCGGACAAUCAUCAGGAGCUUCGAGGAUCAGCGACGAUCAGAUUGCCGACCUCGUUUCCAAGCUGCAGCAGCUCAUUCCCGAGAUUCGAAACCGCCGUCGCAAUUCCGACAAGGUUUCAGCCUCGAAAGUGCUCCAAGAGACAUGCAACUACAUAAGAAACUUACACAGAGAAGUGGACGACUUAAGCGACAGACUCUCAGAACUUCUGGAGUCCACGGACAGCAACAGUGCUGAGGCAGCUGUUAUAAGGAGCUUACUUAUGUAAUGCUGGAGAAUUAAACAACCUAAUUAUUUCAAGUUUAUGUUAUAAUUAGUUGCCUUUUUAAGCCUAAACCUAAUUAGGGUUUUCCGUCUUAUCAUUAUCUCAUCAUGGUGAUCCUUGCUAUAUAUAUAUAAGCAAUUAUAGGGUCCAUGAUUAUAAUUUCUUUAAUUAGUAAUAUAUGUUUUUAGUGUUAUGAAUUAUGAUGAAUUUAUCAGCUA